Drosophila nasuta is the source of this 7448-nucleotide messenger RNA. RefSeq lists its product as uncharacterized. The transcript is spliced from 8 exons. NCBI's taxonomy places the organism in Eukaryota, Metazoa, Arthropoda, Insecta, Diptera, Drosophilidae. The record is from RefSeq and is a predicted model, not a curated record. Gene Ontology annotation, cellular component: nucleus. Bases 1394 to 4972 code for a protein of 1192 amino acids. Gene Ontology annotation, molecular function: zinc ion binding.
UUGUUGGAUUUUUGCCGUGAACGGACGUCUCUUGUGCUCUUGUGCGCUGCUGCGUCGCAGUUGGCGUAGUUUGACUCAAAACAAUUCAAGAAAACUACAGCAGCAAUAACAUCAACAAUAACAACAAUAACAAUAACAACAACGACUGCAGCAACGAAAAUAAUUACAACUGUAACAGCAUUCUGAGUUGUGUUUACAUUUUAUUUUUUUAUAGUAUGUCAAAAUUUAUGAAAUAAGCAAUUCAAGCUUCAAAAAAGUAACUUUUGUGCGUCGUCGUGUAAAUUAUUGAUAGUAGUAUUAUUAUUAUUUCGUUUUUUUUUUGGUUUAUUUAUUUUUUUUUUGUUGUUGACAAAUUAAAUGUGCAAUAAAAGCGGGCGAAGGAACAAAAAAAAACAGCAAAAAGAUAAAUUCGAAACGCAAAAUCAAAAUCGCAAUCGCAAGACGAAAUUGAAAUAAAUUUUAUGUAAGCAGCAAAAGUAGAAAAAUGGCACAUAACAUAAAUUACUUAGCAUACAAUAUACAUAAUAAUAAUAAAUGAAAUACAUGCAAAUGAUAAAUGUGUGCGUGUGUGUGUGCGGUGUACUCAUGGAUACAUAUUUACACGAACAAUAAGGCAACUUUACACAUUCCAAUUGGAUUCUGUUUGUGUGUGAAAAUCUAAUAAGUAAAAAGAGACGGCGAAGUAACAACAACAACAACAACGACGACGACAACGGCGGCAGUAACAACAACAACAACAACAAGAAAACCAUAGGCACGGCAAAGAAGAAAAUAAAUAGCAAUUUCGACUAAAUAAAGUUCCCAAAUCAACGCCAAUCCAGUCGCGUGACCGUGUUUUUCCGUCCUCUUUAUUUUUUUUGUGUGUGUGUUUUUUUUUUCGGUGGUUUUGCGGAACACUUGUUGAACUCAUCAUCAUCGGAAGUCUCACUCUCGCUCGCUCUGUCGCUCUCAACAAACUACACCACCCACCAAAUGUCGUUGCGAACCGGCGGCAAAGGUUAAACCAACAAAAACAACAACAACUGCAAGAAAGGAAUCACGCAGAGAGCCAAAAAGAGUUGCGAGUGAGAGAGACCGCGUGAAAAACGUGUGUGCGUGAAACGUGAGAGAGGCCAACGACGAGAGAGACAGAGAGAGAGAGAGACGCCAGAGAGGAAGUUCUGGCAUGCAGCUGGCUGGCUGGCCGGCUGGCUGCUCAUACGCCUCCAACUCCAAUUCGAAUCCCGACUCCAAUAACAACAACGUCGUCAACUCUAAUUCAAAUUCCAAUAGGAAUUUUCAUUCCAUUGCCACGAUCACGGCACCAACAUCAUCAUCAUCAUUAACAUCGCGGGAUACAAUCUCCAUCUCCAUAUCAAUCAGCUCGUGAUUGGCGGCGGAUACAACAUCCAACAUGGACGACGAGAUAUGCAAUCCACAACUAUGUCGCAUUUGCAUCACAUCGCACACAAACUCCAUGCAAAUGAUAUCCAUAUUCGGCGAGGAUUCUCUUUGGCAAAAGAUCACCACGCUCGCCGAUGUCAAGAUCACGAAGAACGACACGCUGCCACAGCAGGUGUGCGUGAGCUGUGCGAAGACGGCGAUCUCGGCGUGUCUGUUCAAAAAGAAGUGCGAGGAUGCGGAUAACUUUUAUCGCCAGCAGUUGCUGAUCAAGAAGAUCGAGGGCCACAGUCAAAGCGAUGUAGCCAAGGACGAGGUGGAGGCAGAGGAGGAGGAGGAUCAGGAGCAGGAGCAAGCGGACGCAGAUGAAGCGAUGAGAACGACGACGGCGACGGCAUCAGGGGAGGCAGCUGUGGGGGGAGGACAGCGACAGGUGAAGAAGCGGAGCAGCAGCAGCAGAGGCAGCGUGGCAAGCAGCAGCAGCAGUGGCAGCGGCAGCAGCAGCGGCGGCAGCAGCAGCAGCAGUAGCAGCAGCUCCGACGACGACGAUGACGAGGACAAUGACAAUGACAACGACAACGACAAUGAGAAUGAGAAUGACAACGAUAACGAGAAUGAGAAUGAGCACGAUAACGAUAACGAUCAUCUUAAUGGGGCAACGCAUGCCAAUGGCGAAAGGUUGCCGCUGCUGGAUGAGGAAGCAGCGCUCGAGGAGCACGCACAGAAUGGCCAUGGACUGAGCAAUGGUCACCAGCAUCAUGAUGAGCAGCUGCAGCAGCAGCAGCAACUGGAACAGCUCGAAGGGAAUGCGCCAGAUGAUGGCGAGAUGCCGGAGCACAUGGCAUUCAAUUCGAUACGCCUGAUGCAGGAAUAUAUGCAGCAGCGGAUGAAGAAAUUCCCCAAUGGCCACAACAGUCAGGUGGAUGGUCAACACGAGCACGAUCACGACCACGAGCAGCGAAGCAACGUCGAUGACGAUGAUGAUGACGACGAUGAGGAGAUGUCGCUGCCGUUGAUACCAGAGAUUGAGCUGAUCACACCAUCGGAUGAUGCCGCCGGCGUUGGUCACCUUUCCAAUGGCCAUCAUUUGAAUAACAAUGGCCCAACGGCAUCGUCAUCAUCGGCGGCCAUGCAUCCAGUGACUGGGGUCCAUGGGUUUCAGUGUCCGCACUGUUAUCUCGUCUUUGAGAUGAAACAGAUACUCAAGGCGCACAUGCAGAGUGUCCAUGGGGCGCCAGGACCCGUCUACGAAUGCACCAAUUGCCGCAAGACAUACUUCUAUAAGCGAUUCCUCGAGAAGCACAUUCGACGCGGUCGCUGCGUCAAAAAGCGACGCAAUCAGACCCGUCCCAUGCAGUGCUCCGAUUGCCAUGUCCUGUUUCCCACCGGCCAUCAUUUGGGCUGGCACAAACGCACCGGCUGCCCAUCGAAGGCGGCCAAAAUGCCAUUGCAGCAGCUCUUCAAGCAGAACAUUGUGCAGUUCAACAACUUUCCGAAGCGCAUGGUCGCCCGCAAACCGCCAACGGAUAAUGCUGCAAUGCAUCUGAACAAUCGCAAACUCAGCCUGACAAACAAGCGCAAGGGACGCACUCGCAUCAAACUGGAUGCCAAGAAGAUUGCGCUCGCCAAGCAGCUGAUAUUGCGGGAAGCAACCACGACGGUGAUUGCCAACGAGCUGAAUAUAUCGCGCACGUUCGCAUGGCGUUUGCGCAAGAGUCUCGUCAAUGGUGUCAGUUUGCACGAGCGUGUUGUCGAUCCGUCUGGCGAGGAGCAACAGCUGCAGCUGCAACAGCAACUGCAACAGCAACAACAGCAGCAGCAACAGCAACUGCAGCAGCAACUGGAGGAGCAACAACAACAGCAGCAGCAACAGUUGUCGCUUCCCUAUGGCCAUCUGGGCCUGGGUCUCAUCAAGGAGGAGCAGCUGGACAGCGAGGAUGAGCAGCACGCUGGACUGACCAUCGAUGAUGAGCUCGAUCACGAUGCCAUCGAUGGCGAUCACGAUGCCGACGGAGAUGUCGACGGUGAUGUGGAUGGCGCCGCUGAGAUUGGGGCCGAGGAGACGGCCGGCUAUGCGGGCGACGAUGAUGUUUGCGGUCUGUUGCACAAUGGCUACGACAUGCGCGCCCAGCUGGGCGAUGAGCACAGUCCCAUGGCCGAGAUGGUGGAGCAUGAGCAGCAGCAUCGUGGCAUCGGUGGCAAGCAGCGUGGCGUCUCCAUGUCGCCCACGCCCAUGUUGCCGGCACGCGCCGAUGUCGAGGCCUAUCAGCGUCUGUUGGCCGAAUCGCAGCGUUUUCCCCACAUCGUCAAUGCCCAGCAAUUGCAGUUGCAACAACAACAACAACAACAACAGCAGCAGCAGCAGCAACAACAGCAGCAGAAGGCUGCACACAAUGGAACGAUGCCGAUGCUGACGCGUUAUCCACCCUCCGUUGUCGCUGCAGCCAACCAUGCUCUGCCCGUCAAUCUGUCCCUCCGCUCGAUGCCGCCAAUGAACAGCAACGAGAGCAAUGGCAGCAACAGCAGCAAUGCCACAGCAGCGAAUCAGCAACAACAGCAGCAACAUCUGCAACAGCAGCAGCAACAGCAACCGUUGUCGCAGUUGCAUCAGCCGGGCAAAAAGCCGCGUAAACCUAAUGUGUUUAUCGACGAUGAGAAGUACGCAAUGGCCAAGUUGCUGGUGGCACAAAACUCAUCGACAAUGGAGAUUGCUCGUGCUUUGAACGUAUCACAGAUGACGGCCUGGAAGGUGCGCGAUGCCAUACUGAAGGGAGUGCCCCUCUCGUAUCGCAACAAGCGGGCGGAGGCACGCGACGAGGUGCGUCUCAGCGAUGCAGCCGCAGCAAUUGCAGCCAAGGAGCAGCAGCAGCAGCACCAGUUGCAGCAGCAGCAACAGGAGCAACAGCAGCGUCAUCAACAGGAGUUGCAGCGUCAACAGCAACAGCAGCAGCAACAGCUGCAAGAAUUGCAGCAGCAACAGUUGCUACUAAAGCAACAGCAGCAGCAGCAACAGAAACGUCAGCAGCAACAGCAGGAAUUGUUGCUGCAGCAGCAGCAGCAACAGCAACAACAACAGCAGCAACAAUUGCGUCACACGCCUGCAGCAGAAACAUCACAUUAUCAGCAACAGCAACAACAGCAGCAGCAGCAACAUAAUGGCGGCAAACUGUUGCAUCCACGUCGCCGCUUAAAGGCCGCCGAGCGUGAGCUGCGCGACAAGGAGAUCACACGCGAAAUACUCGAACUGAUCAAGGAGGACAGCAACAUACAAUACUGGAAGGUGUCCGCUCGCCUAGCCGAGAAGGGCAUCAACAUAUCGCCGUCAUCCGUUUGCCAGAAACUCAAAUCGAUGGGCAUCCAUCGUCGCUGGAAGCCCGGCGAUAAGCCGCGCACCUUGCUCGACAUUAGUCAGCUGAAAGCGGCAACAGUUGCUGCCGCGGCGGCAGCAUCGCUUGCCGCAAACGGUGGCAACUUUGCUGGCAACAUGCAUAAUGGCGUCAAUGUUGUUGGGCCGAUGGUCGAUGAGGCCUACGAGCAGCAGCAACUCGAUUUGGGCGUACCACAUUUUCUCAGUGCCUUUACGCUACGAUAACGCGGACGAUGACGAUAACGAUAACAUGGGACGAUUGCAUAACGAUAACGACUAACUAUGACUAAUAACGCCCAAGAAGCAGCUAAGAUUGAGAAGAUUUAUUAACAAAUUGACUAUGACAAAGACUAAGACGAUAACGAUUGCAGCUAAUCGAUAACCGAUCACCAUGUCAGUUGUCAGUUAAUAUGCAAAAUGACGAUAGCGAUGACAAUGGUUAUACCGAUAAUGAUUACAGCUAAUCGAUAACCGAUAACCAGUUGAUAUGCAAAUUAACGAUAACGAUGACAAUGGCUAUACCGAUAACGAUUGUAGCUAAUCGAUAACCGAUAACCAUGGCAGUUGUCAGUUAAUAUGCAAAAUAAUCAACUCUAUUGCAAGUAACGUUAACAAUGGCGAUAGCGAUUGCAAUCGAUAACGAUAACAGCACAAGACGGACACACACAAUGACUGUGACUGUGAUUAUGACAGAUGAUGAUGAUGCCUCCCGGUCCCGCCCAACGCACUUUCCCUACUUGUUUAAGUAUUACACACAACACACACAUAAGCAAGCACCACACACACACACCGCAUACACCCAACACACCAACACACAGACGCUUGCACGGCAGCAACUACAACAAUUUGUAUUUUUAUAUAGUAUUUAAAUGUGCAAAAUCACGCGUUGCAUAAGAAAACUACAUCAAAUGUAUUCGAUUUAUAUAUUUAGAUAUAUAUAUUCAUAUUAUGAAGCAGUGCAUAUAUAUUCAUCAAUAUAUAUGUAUGUAUUUUUUUUUUGUAUUAGAUCGAUAAAAAGCAACAACAACAAGAGAAACGACGCUUUUAUAUAGCGCUUAUAUAAUAUGCAUUCCUAGAAUGUAAGAAACACACACAUAUACUUGAAAAGCGGUCAUUCCAAAAAAAAACAGAAACAAAAGAAAAGAACAAGAGAGAAAAACACAUUCACCAUUUGGUUUAGUUUUCAUACAUAUACAUAUAUAUAACAUAUAUUUGUCGGUAUUUUAAUUUAAUUUUAUUUUCAAUUUGAACAUGUUUUUUUUUCGUCGUUUUCGUUUUGAAUUGUAGCGCCGCGAAUAAUUAUAGAUGAAAAACAAGCUAAACAUAAUCUUUAAUGUAGGUAAAUGCAUAAUUGUCUAGUAUUUAUUAUAUACUGAAUGCACAUACUGAAAUCAAAACGUAUGUGUUGUAUGUGUGCGCAUAAUGUGAAUGUGAAUGGUUAUUGUUAACUGAACAUUUAUUUAUUUACACAUUUUCUGUUCACUUCAAAUAAGGACAAAACGAUAAGAAAAGAAGGCUAAGCAGAGAAAAAUAAUGAAAUAGUCGAUGAUGAUGAAAAAGAAGAAGAAGAAGAGGUAGAGAUUGCGAUUGCAAUUUUUGCAAAUUGCUGAAAGUACUGAAUUUUUGAUUUUAGUAAAAAUAUUAUUAAUAUGAUUAUUAUUAUUAUGAUUAUUAUAAAUAAUUACAUUCUGAUUAUUAUGAAAGGAACAAAACAACAGACAGAACAAAACAAAAAAAGUGAAGAAAACGAAAAAAAAACAAGCAACAAUUAACAAUAUUAAGACAUUUAUAUAUUGUGUUAUAAAUUAGCUAACAUAAGUGCAAUUACAACAACAACAAUAAUAGCAAGAACAACAAAAACAACAACCAAUAACAGAAAUCACAUUUGGCCUGGCCUAAUCGACAGGGUGCAAUAGCAAAAAUAAAAACAAAAACAAAUUUGUUAAGACAUUUAGAUAAGUAACACAUAACACCACCUCCCCCUUUUCCACCUCUUCACCCACACACACCCCUCUCACACUCACGACAAGCGAACAAUGUUGAAUUAGCCAAUUGAAAAAUAAGAAGAAAGCAAGCAAGACAAGCAUUACAUUUAAUACUGCUAAGAUUUGUAUUUAUUUACAGUAAACACAACCCACACACCCACAUAGCUAUAUAUCAAUAUACACAACACAUAUACAUACAUGUAUAUAUUUAUAAACAAAACAAGGUUUAUUUUUUGAUCGUCUGCGCAGCUAUGCUUGUAUUAAAUCCUUUUGUACCCUCAAAAAAAAACAAAACAAAAAAGACAGAACGAGAGAGAUAGCGCGAGAACGCAAAAGCGAGCACGCAACGCAAAAAUGAGAGCAUCGAUGUGCGCUUGCGCAAAUGCGAGACCGAUAUGUAGAUAUCGAUAACUGCAAUGUCGAUAAUUAGUAUUUUUGUAAACAAUUUGAAAUUGUAACUGGCAGCACUGCAUAACCACGAGUAUAAUACUACCAUUAUAUUACUUAAAGCAAAAACAAAAACAAAAUCAAAAAAACAUAAAAAAAAUCAAUGAAAAUGUGUAUAUAGUUAGUAUUUUUUUUUUUGUUUAACUUUAUAAUUAUUAUGAUUAUACUUUUUCCAGCUUUUGUAUGCAAUACAAGAAAUUAUUUAUAAGCAAAAAAAAAGGAAAAAAAGAACAACAAAAACAAACAAAUAGAACUGACGUGCCUAUGUA